GCAGCGCCUCUAGCGGUUACCGGAUGUCUCUCAGGUCAUCCAAAUCCAGUUCUACCUUUCUGCUCAUCUGUACUGCUCCAUGAUAUCAACCCCACGUUACUCUGUCCACACCUGCUGCGCCCUCUGUUUUCGAUUCGUGUUUCGACGCCGAAGAGAACGGUCACUGGCCGUUAUUGAUCCGGGGUCAACUUGGAUUAUUGGUCUGUUUGUUUUGUACUCUAGACGUGCAAGUAGGCUCGGACGGAAUACCCAAGGGCAAGUCGAGGGAAGAUGCUGACUCGACGUAAACAUGCAUUGAUGCUCUUAGAAUCCCCGAAGGACCCAAUCGAGGAAAUGACGCUCCUGUCUCUGCACGACGGGGCGCUGCUGGAGGUGCUGUCCCGCCUGUCGGGCGCGGACCUGUGCGCCGCGGGCCUGGCCAGCCCCCGGCUGCGCGCGCUCACCAGGACCCACACGUCGCUGUGGCGGGGCAAGAGGUACUCGGGUGCCGACUCGCACGUCAAGGACGUCGACGGCCUCGUGGACCUGUUGCGGGUCGCCCCGCGCGUCACCCGACUGCAGUUUGAAAUACGCGACGACGAGUACGCAGCACAUUUCGACAACUUGGCCAGGCAGUCGAGGUCGCUGACGGUGGCGUGCCCCAGCGCAGAGUGCUGCGCCACGCUCAUCGAGGAGGUCGGGACCCGGCUCAAGCGUCUGACCAUCCACUCCGGCCUGAGGUGCGGGCUGGGGUCGAUCCUGUCCAGCCUGAGGCACACCCCCUCCCUCGUGGAACUGGCGGUGUACAUGGACUCCUACUUGGAGAGAUGCGACUUCAGAUGGCCGCAGUCACUGGUGCUGUCCCAACUCCGCAACGUGGUGUUGAGAUUUGGAGUGGACGAAUUCGCCGAUCUAGGCAUUCUGUACUUUAUUGUCGAGCCUCACCCCACCCUGCUCGAGGCAUUACGCUCGCUUCUGCUGGCACACAGGCGACAGCUGCUCCACGUCCAGCUGUUCACGUCGCAUCUGCUGCCUCUUCUCGACUCCUGCCCCAGUCGACUCGAACGACUGACCGUGCUCGUGGACUUGGCUGGCGGCGGGGCCGAGGGCGCCGCGGGACUGCGGCGAAUGCGUGGGCUCAAGCACCUCGCCGUCAUGCUGACCGACGACGACCCGGCUAUACUGGAGGAAACGUUGAGGUACUGUCGGUGCGCGCUGGAAGGGCUCAGCGUUGCGGGCUGCAAUGACGAGAUGCUGCGAGCCUUGGGGAGGAUGGGACUCGCCAGCGUGAAGCAUCUCGAACUGCUCACCGGCCUCUUUCAGGAGCCGUGGGGCGUUGAGUCGCUGGACGUGGCGCUGGCCGGCCUGCCGAACCUCGUCUACCUCACUGUCGUCCGCCUGCUGAACGUGCGGCCGUUCGAGUUGCUCCGCCACCUCUCCGCCGCCUCCAUCCCGAAUCUCUGCCUCAUCGUCUUUCCAGACAAUUUCAACGCCGCCGCGUCUUACUCACCGACCGACUACCCUGGUUUUGGAGACUGCCACGACUUGGUGCGCCGCGCCCCAAAGCAGCUUCACGUGGCCGUCAAACUGGAGGGCGACAGGCGCAUCCUGUUCUUCAGGCACUCCGUCGCCAAGUCUGCUGUCGCGGUGUGUCAAGUGUGCGCCGAAACCGAAGAUGAUGAGAUUGAUGGGAAAGUAUUCAUUGACCAGUAUGUCCAGGUUCAGUGAAUAAAUCUGUGUUCUCAGCAAGAAUA
Molecule: messenger RNA, 1733 nt
Organism: Frankliniella occidentalis (western flower thrips)
Lineage: Eukaryota; Metazoa; Arthropoda; Insecta; Thysanoptera; Thripidae
Exons: 8
Coding region: 271-1707 (478 amino acids)
Molecular function (GO): protein binding
Source: RefSeq, a predicted model, not a curated record